AUGGCGAUCCCAGUGUACACAGUUGUUCAUCUUCAGAUGAGACGAUCCGACAAGAUUGCGCUGUUGUGCCUCAUCUUCCUAGCAAUUUUGGUCACUUUGGCAUCAACCAUCCGGCUUUACUACCUGGUUCACGUCGAAGAGCUACAAGACUUUACUGGCUCGAUGCCGCCGGUUAUUUUCGUCUCGGCGUUCGAGGGGAAUCUCGGCAUCAUCGUUGCUAGUAUACCGUCUAUCCGCCCGCUGUGGACCAGGUGCAAGACACGGCGAAGGGUCGCAUCACACCGCAAGGAGAAUUCAAGUUCAGCUCAGGGAGCCGACACGUUGCUCAGAGAGUCUCGAUCUGGACAAUAUGAUGCAGACGGGUUUGCCGUUAUACAACUCGACUCUGUUGCCAGCUCGCUCAGACUUGACCUAGACAUGCCCGUUGCCACGGCGGUGAGUGUAAAUGAGAGGCUAGAAGAACGGCAUCGGGAGUAG
This is a messenger RNA of Pestalotiopsis fici W106-1, 477 nucleotides long. RefSeq lists its product as uncharacterized. The transcript is spliced from 2 exons. Lineage: Eukaryota; Fungi; Ascomycota; Sordariomycetes; Amphisphaeriales; Sporocadaceae. The record is from RefSeq and is a predicted model, not a curated record. The coding region runs from base 1 to 477 and encodes 158 amino acids.